Molecule: messenger RNA, 1614 nt
Organism: Cladophialophora psammophila CBS 110553
Lineage: Eukaryota; Fungi; Ascomycota; Eurotiomycetes; Chaetothyriales; Herpotrichiellaceae
Exons: 1
Coding region: 1-1614 (537 amino acids)
Biological process (GO): regulation of translational fidelity
Cellular component (GO): cytoplasm
Molecular function (GO): double-stranded RNA binding; nucleotidyltransferase activity; tRNA binding
Source: RefSeq, a predicted model, not a curated record
AUGAGGAGCAUAAUCAAUAACCGCUCUCACCUAGCUUCGUUGCCUUACACAAAUUGUCACACACGCAUAGUCGACCUCCACGACCUCGACAUCCCUGAACACGCACCUGAUGAAGAAUACCGCGCCAUAUACCUCAAGUACAUCCUCCAUCCACCUCACAGCAAAACCGAGAAUGCAGCUUUACUCAGAGACGCCAUCGAAUCCAUAAGACAAGGCAUUGCGCCCCCGGUAGCCUUUCCCACGGAAACUGUAUACGGCCUCGGCGCGGACGCGACCAAUGAGCCCGCCAUUUCAGGAAUUUUCGCUGCCAAAGGCCGUCCAAGUGAUAACCCCCUGAUCGUUCAUGUCGCAAGUAUCAAACACCUGGAGCAGGUUACUGGUGAACCUUUACCGGAAAUCUACGCGCCAGUGGCGGAGAGAUAUUGGCCUGGCCCUUUGACCAUCCUCCUCCCAGUGCCCCCGUCGGGGAUCUUCGCCAAGAACGUGCACCCCUUCCAGUCAACCAUUGGAUUCCGUAUUCCGUCAUCAAAAUAUGCGCGUUUCUUCAUCGCCGCAACGGGCAGACCUAUCGCCGGACCUAGUGCGAAUUCUUCAGGGAAGCCGAGUCCCACUACGGCACAACAUGUUUUGGAUGAUCUAAAUGGCAAGAUCAACUUCAUCUUAGACGGGGGAGGGUGUGAUGUGGGUGUGGAGAGCACGGUUGUGGAUGGCUUGCAUGAUCCGCCGCUUAUAUUGAGGCCGGGAGGUGUGAGCUUGGAGGAGCUGAGAGGUGUUGGGAGAGAGAUUGGCAAUAAAUGGACGAGGACGGCGAUCGGGUAUAAAAGGCAUGCGGCCGGAGCGGCAGACAGCUCAAGACAAGAUGGUUCAAACGCGACCGCGACACCCUCGACGCCAUCUUCUAUGGAUGAGUCUACUCUUGGGGUUUCUGCGUCCUCGGGAGACACGAGUGUGCCUCAUUUCGACGGCAUCGUUAGUUACGAAGACGACAUCAACGGUGCACCUCGCGCACCAGGAAUGAAGUACAGACACUAUGCGCCUGUAGGGCGACUGGUUUUGUUUUCUGAGGACGCCGUGCGCAACGGUCGCGUGUCAGAGAAGCUGGAUGAGCUCGUCAACAAUUGGCAAUCGUGUUCCAAUGAGGACGGGCAGGAGAAGAAGUCUCGCGAAGUCAAGGGUGGGAUCAUUUCCUGCCACUGGCCACCCUUUGCCGGACAGCCGGUCAAGACGAUUCCAUCGACUUCCUUGUCUGCGAACGCUAGCAGAGAUAUAACCUUUGGCGCUCUCGUUCCAGAUGCGAUCUCAAACUCGAUCUAUGCGCCAAUGAUCUCGAUCGCGACAACGGUAGUCCACGACAUGAAAGUCACGUUGUUCAACGUCCAUCUUGGGCCCGACAUCUCGACAUUAGCGCACUCACUAUUCGGCGUCUUGCGACUAUUUGACGAGCUGGACUGUGCAUUCAUAUUCGCAGAGACUGUGCGGCGAAACGCGGCUGCGACGAACGGCCAACAGUCAAUGACGGGGCAACAAGAACCCAACCAGACACACCACCGGGAUCUCGAAGACGCCGUGAUCGAUCGGAUCGAAAAGGCCGCGGCCGAGAGGGUGGUGGAUUGA